UGAGUGGGAGGGUGUGUGGUUGGUGGCGGUGGUGGAUGUGGUAGAGGAGGAGGAUCAGGCUGGAUCAGCUGGGAGUGAGAGCUACACUCUGCUGUCAAACACCCCAGGAGGAGGAGGCUGCCGCUGCUGCCGCUGCUGCUGCCAUGCAGACGUGACACGGAGGCGAGCGUCGCUCGUCCUCUCUCUCCUCUUGACCACCGCCUCUUGCUGCCGCUUGCCCUCGAGGUCGGGUUGUAUUCCGGACCCCGGCGCGAUGCCCUGCGUGGAAAUGAGACCACGGUUUCCCCGGUGGUUGGCCACGCUCCUCCUCCUCCUGCCGCUUGUCCUGGUGCUGUGGGUUGGCACGACCCAGUCCCAGACAGCGCCGGAGUGUCUAUCGGACGGGCACCGCGUGAUAGACAACGCUUACCGUAGCGUGGACUUCAACUCUCUGCAGCUCCAGCAGUCGGCAAUUCACGAGCUGGUGUGUGACCACUCGCUGGCGCCGGGCUGGUAUCGCCUGCUGCUGGCCGGCCGGCCCGCCGAGAUGCCAACGCAGUGCGUGCUGAUGAACCAUUGCGGGACGCAGGCGCCCGUGUGGCUGUGGCUUCGCGACUCGGAGCAACUGCCCCGGCCUGGAGAGUCUCCCCGGCAGGUCACGGGUUGCGCCACUUGGCAAUUCUUCCCUGGCGCGGCGGCGCGUGACUGCUGCCUCUUCCGCAUCCCCGUCACCGUUCGCAGCUGCGGCGACUUUUAUGUCUACUACCUGCGGCCCACGCAAGGCUGCAUGGGCUACUGCGCGCAAGUUACUGCUGAAGUCGGAGCGAAGUCUUGCAAACUGGGAGAGGUAGAAAAGGAUGGCUCUUGUCAAAGUGACCAUGCCACGCUUCCCACCCUGCCGUCGCCGCCCGUCGUGUCGGCGGAGCGAGGCUCCGACGGAGCGCUGCACCUCCGGUGCUCCUACCAGCGACCGACGGGGAACGCCACCCUGGGCUACGGCGUGUCGUGGGUGCGGCUCUCCCACUCGGGGCAGCGGGAGGAGGUGAAGCGCGAGACGAGCAUGCAGACCUUCUCCUUCCUCGAGGUGGAUGGAGUCAACGUCGUACUGGGCGACACGAUUUUCUGUGGGGUAACGACAUUCUACCUGGACUUUCCAGAAACCCAGGGCUCACCUUCUGUCAGUGAGGGCUUCUUUGCUGGGAUAAAGAUGAGCCCGAGCAGCCUGGAGCUGGCGGAGGAUGGGGCAGAGCACGAGCUGCACGUGGAGAGCACCGUCCCACUGCCGUGCUCACUGCACCUCGGGCCGCAUCCCUCCUGCCGAAUCGGUCUCCGCCUCGUCACCGAAAACCAGGACCCACUGGACCAGAUGCCCGUUGAGGUGGCUCUCUCCAGCUGCGAGGUGGAGUUGGCCCCAGCGCUGUGCCCGGACGGGCUGGCCUGCAUGCUGCGCCACCAUGCAAGCGCACGCGUGCACCUCAAGGCCGUGACGGAUUUUGCCAGGGACGGGAAUCGCGUGGCCCUGGUCCACAUUCUUCCCAAGCAUUCUGGGAGCCCUCUCUGGGAUUCGUACAAGCCCCGGCCUGUCACAGUGACGGUGAAGGAUGUUCCAACAGCCCACUGCUAUGCCAUCACGGACCCCCAUGUGGUCACUUUUGAUGGGAGGCGUUACGAGAACCCGCGGCCGGGCACGUUCGUGCUCUACCGAAGCUCGCGACGCGAGUUCGAGGUGCACGUGCGGCAGUGGAGGUGCGGCUCGCGGGUUGGCGGUGGGCCAAGGCCGGGUGACGGCAGCACGGGAGGGGGAGGAGGCGCGUGCGUGUGCGGCGUCGCGGCUCGGGAGGGCCGUGACACCGUCACGUUCGACAUGUGCAGCGGCAGUUACCUGGAAACGCGACCCCACUUGUCGCUGCGGGGCGCCGCCCCCGCUGCCUCUCCCGGCCUCCGCAUUGCCGAGGCUCGGCAGGGGAAGAAGGUCACGAUCUCGUUCCGCUCGGGGGCGUUGGUGCGCGCCGACGUGAGCGACUGGGGCAUGAGUGUGAUGGUGCGGGCGCCCAGCCGCGACUUCAACGGCACGCGGGGCCUGUGCGGCACGUUCGAUGGGGACCCGGCCGGCGACUUCCACGACGCUGCGGGAGCACCGCUCCCCGAACCGCCACGGCCAUCGCACCCUCGCAGCUUCAUCGAGCAGUGGAGAAUUCCAGCUGGCGAGAGUCUGUUCGACAAGAGCGCCGUGUCGCUGGAAGAUGAGAAGCCUCGCGAUUACUGCGACUGCAGCAGCCAUGCGUCUGCAGGGAAGAGUGCUCGCAGCUCCAACAUCCUAAGCGUCUCUCCCUCAGAAGCGAUGACUCGCCCCGGUGUCUGCUCGGGCUCGGCCGACGUGGACAGCACCAGCAUUGUGCCCGGGCUGGACGUGACGAGCGAGUACACCAGCUCGGCCGAUCAAGACCGAUUCGAUGACAGGAAACGGAGGAGAAGCACACGGCAUAGAGAGGGAAGCACGUCGGAGCGUCACCAUUUUGAUCUCGUUGCACAUCCAAGGACACCUGUCCCGAAUGGUAAUUUAAGCACCGAGGGUUCGACACUCCGAAUGGACUCCACAAAAAUUCCUCGGUGGAGCGCCAGGUUCUUGCAUCCGGACAGGCUGCGGAAACACCGGCCGAGGGCAGCGAGGGGCAGGAACGUGAUGUGGACGUCCCGCGCACGGCGUCAGCCUCAGUACUACGAGCUGCCACCACCGUACCCCUUCCAGAGCUUGAGCCAAAGCGACCUGGAGAGCCUCAGCUACUUCUUUCCCGAUGACCACGCCCCCGCGGGAGGGAGCGAGCGAGACAGCGACCGCGCUGAGCCCCGCUGGCCGACGCCGCGGGGAGGCCUCAGCCAGAGCCGGGCCCGGGAUGUGUGCCACUUGGCACUGCUCAAGUCCGGUGUGGGGCGAGCGUGUGGCUCGCUGCUGGGACCUGCCGUGCUCUCUGCCGCCGUCGACAUGUGCAUUGCGGACCUUCGUCUCAAGGACGACCUCACGUGGGAAGACGCCGUGCUGCCGUUCCUGGAGAACGAGUGCGAGCGGCGUUCGCUGGAGUUGCGGCUCUCACCCGAGUGGGGCCCUCGGGGGGACCACCCCCCCACGGAAGUGGCGUCGGCCCUGCGCUGCCCGGCUGCGUGCAGCGGGAACGGCCGCUGCACCGAGUGGGGCUGCGUGUGCCUCGUCGGCUUCAGCCACUACGACUGCGGCGUGUCCAGCACACAACCCCCCGAGCUCUCGGACCUGGAGAACGGCGGACUCUGCGAUAUCCGCGUGUAUGAGUGCAACACCGUGCGCGCCUUCGGCUUGGACUUCCACGACUCGGCCGACCUCCAGUGUCAAACCACCAAGCUGCAGUUCGUGGACGGGGAGUGGAUACUGGGGGAGCCAAAAGUGACCAAGGCCUUGUUCCUGAGCAGCCGUGCCGUGGAUUGUCAGCUACCGACCAGUGAGCCCAUGGACAUGUCCAUUGGCGAGACUCCGAUUGCUCGCUAUCAAGUCAGGGUAGCCAAUGAUGGGCUCACCUUCAGCGAUGCUAAAAUCCUGACCCUGUAUGAUGGUGUUUGCCAGAACUGCAGUCGGAGCCCAAACGGCCUUUGUAAGUUGAAGGAGAAGACGUGCAACAUCGAUGGGCUGUGCUAUGGCGAGGGAGACCCGAACCCCACCAGCCCCUGCCUUCAGUGCAAGCCCGACGUGUCCAAAAUCACCUGGUCCAUCAAUGAAAACAACCAGCCGCCGCUGUUUCAAGCAUCCGGCGAGCGACUGCAGACGUUCGUCGGGGAGAACUUUGUGUACCAGCUGGCGGCCAUGGACCCUGAGGGCUCGGCCGUGCUGUUCGUGCUGGAGUCGGGCCCCGACGGCGCCACACUGUCUCCGGCCGGGCUACUCAUCUGGACCGUGCCGCCCGCUCGUCGCGACCAGGCCUUCACCUUUGCCUUCUCCGUGGCGGACGAGUGCAACGCCAACAGCAAGUACCUCGUCCAGGUGACGGUGCGUGCCUGCGAGUGCACCAAUAGCGGCACGUGCAUGACGGACGUGGCGUUUCCUCCGGGGAGCGGCGAGUACCUCUGUUCCUGUCUACCCGGGUUCCGUGGUGCCCGUUGCCAGAACGACGUGGACGAGUGCCUGUCGGCUCCCUGCGGCCCCGGGCGCUGCGUGGAUGGAGCGAACAACUACACGUGUGUGUGUCCACCGGGAUACCGUGGUCCCACCUGCCAGGAUGACGUUAAUGAGUGCACCCGGUCACCGUGCUUCCCUGGAGUCGUUUGCAUCAACUCGUACGGAUCGUUCCGCUGCGGGGACUGCCCACCGUGGGCGCGGGGAGAUGGCGCCACGUGCACGCCGCUCGCAGGACCUGCCCGUGUUGCCGCCGGCACUUACGACGGUGGAAUUUUGGGUCCCGAGGACGCUCCACUCCCGCCGGCGGUGGCAUCAUCUGGGCCCCCGCUGCCUGCAGGCUCCCAGCAGCGGCGUCCCAGCCCUGUUGGUGAUGCAGUUGUGCUAGAAAGGCCAAGUCCAGGGAGUCAGCCGGUUGGGAGGGCCUCACCCCCCGGGCCGUGCAGCAGCAGCCCCUGCUUUCCCGGUGUUGCGUGCUUCGAGCGCCGGCCGCCACAAUCUGGGUACUCGUGCGGCCGCUGUCCCCCGGGUUUCCACGGCAAUGGACGUGUGUGCACAAGGAGCCCCCGCAACGGCCUGAGGCAGCCUGAACCUCCUGCUCAAAACAGCGAGAAGGGCAGAGCUAUUCCCACCACUCCUUCCUAUGCAGCGCUUUCUGAUGUGCUCAGCAAACAAAGUCAUUCCAUACACGAGAAAUCUGUUGCUGUUAUUCCCACCCUUCUGCCACCCCCCAGCCUAAAGGCCGUGCAGGGUGCUGAUCAAAAGGUCACUAAGCCUUUUGAUGUUCAAAAUCCACCAAAUCAACCAACUCGAAUGAAAAAUCUGAACUCUGAUGUAACGGAUCGUCCUAAAAUCGUUGAUAAUCCUCUGUUACGGGCAGUCGUGAAGGUCCCUGUGCAGCUAGUCCCCCCUCUCCUUUCACGGUUAAGUGGCUCAGGACAGAAUGCCAAAAUUCCAGGCCAGGCCAAAAUUCCAGACCAGGACAAACUUGAGCCCCAACUGCAGGGACGACUGCAAACAACUUUCCAAGGCAGUGACAAGCCCGAUUCGUUACGCCCGACUUCACAGCCAGUGACCAGGCCUCUGCAACAGCCGCGGCUUAGUCUGCCGCUGGAACGAUCAAGCGUACAUUUGCGCUCAACCCCCAAUCGAUCGCCGUUGGGAAUCUCGGGAGGGCCGUGGAUGCACUUGAAUCCAAACCCAGAGCGACCCCUAUCCCGCCGACGGCUCGGAGUUCAGUAUUCCUCCGCGCAGAGGUAUUCACCUCGGCACAGGGUCGGGGUGCCGCUGGUGCGGUCGGUCAUUCGUCUGCAGGCGAGGGCCUCCCUCACUGCCCGCGUGGCCACCUCCAGUCCCUUCAUGACCCUGCCGCCGGAGAGUGCCUUUCCCCACCCUGCCAUUACGCCGGAGCUGGAUCCAUAUCCCCGCCAGCUAACAGAUGCCAUUGCUUUUUACGGCGUACAGAAUAACGUGGAUGGAACAGGGCAUUGCUCGAUGCCUUGCGGUAAGAACAUGGAGUGCGCCGCUCCAAAUGCGUGCCGUUGUAGACCUGGCUACACCGGAUACAAGUGUCUCACCGCGAUCUGCAGGCCCGACUGCCGCAACCGUGGCAAGUGCGUGAGGCCAGACGUGUGUGAAUGUCUGCCCGGCUAUAAUGGGCACAACUGCGAGGAAGCGGUCUGUAGUCCUGCGUGUGAACACGGAGGCACGUGCGCGUCCCGAGACCACUGCUCGUGUCCGUACGGGUUUGUGGGCCCUCGCUGCGAGACCAUGGUGUGCAAUCGGCACUGUGAGAAUGGAGGGGAGUGCAUCGCUCCGGAUGUUUGCCAAUGUAAGGCGGGUUGGAAUGGACCCACCUGCAGCAAUGCGGCCUGCCAUCCCGUGUGCCUUAACGGAGGAACCUGCGUCCGGCCACACGUGUGUGCCUGUCCCCAGGGCUUCUUUGGGCCGUACUGCCAGAAUGCCAUAUGCUCCCCGGCCUGCAAGAAUGGGGGCCACUGCAUGAGGAACAACGUGUGCUCCUGCCCUGAGGGAUACAUGGGCAAGCGCUGCCAGGAGAGUGUCUGUGAUCCGACAUGUCUCAACGGAGGGAAAUGUGUGGGGCCCAACAUCUGCUCGUGCCCGUCCGGUUGGAAAGGCAAGAAAUGUAACAAACCAAUGUGUCUACAGAAAUGCAAGAAUGGAGGCGAGUGUAUUCGCCCCAAUACCUGCCUAUGUCCACCGGGCUGGGAGGGAGCGCAGUGCCAAAACCCCACUUGCCACACCAAGUGCCAGUUCGGGAGCAAGUGUGUGCAGCCCAACUUGUGUGCGUGCCGUCCCGGAUUUGCAGGCCUGGUUUGUCACAGAAAGAUUACGUUGGGGUGAGCUGACAAGCAGAAGAAUUUCUGGGAAAUCCUUCAAAUAUAUAUACGAAUGCUGCUCGCAAAACGAAGUGCUGCGCUGUUACAGUGCCCACGUGACACCACUGUGACGUGGGCUUCCACCUGAAUGCGCUUGUUUGAUUGGUGCUGCAUCACUGUAUACAUGUCCUUGUGCUCAGAAAUUAUUAUACGAUUUUUUUAACAGGCCAAAAAAAACAAAAAUGUAUAAUUUAUUUUAUAUUUCACAAUAGAGCAGUGGUAGACAAUGCAAUUGCCACUUCAACUGUUCACAUAACCACUCGCUGUUCCACUCUGACAACCUGUGGUCACGUAUCUACCUCUGUGCUCACUUCUUUAAACAACACAAAAGCAUUGGGCCAUUUCUGGGGCAUUGCAGUUUUGUAGGAUUUAUUUAAGCGUACCACGCAAACAAUGCCUUUCUAAUAAUAUUGUAACAUGACCGUUUCAGAUGAGAAACACUUAUUCUGUAUUGUAGUGCAUUGAUAGGAUUAACAGGCAUCAUGAUAUUCCUUGAAAUAUUUGGUUUUGUAAUAGUUUUAGAAGUUGUUUCAAGAAAAUUUUGCUUUUUUAUCACUUUGGUUUGUUGUAGUUAUUGUUUUGUUAUUGGGAUUUAUUUUUCUAAAUCGAUUUCUAUCAUAGCCACGUGUGUGCACAAUUGUCAGUCAGAAAACUU
Messenger RNA from Petromyzon marinus (sea lamprey), 7171 nucleotides. Its product is annotated as von Willebrand factor D and EGF domain-containing protein-like. Gene Ontology annotation, molecular function: signaling receptor binding; calcium ion binding. Gene Ontology annotation, biological process: anatomical structure development. Lineage: Eukaryota; Metazoa; Chordata; Hyperoartia; Petromyzontiformes; Petromyzontidae. Gene Ontology annotation, cellular component: cell surface; extracellular region. The record is from RefSeq and is a predicted model, not a curated record.